UCCAAAGAUGUAAAGAAGGAUCCCUCUCGCGUGUGUUCGAUGCUGUGGGACCUCCUAAACAUGGAGCAUGCAGGCGCUAACUCACUAUUACGGCGGGGGAACUAAACUCAAGAGCAAAGCGUUUGGACGCGCGCGCGGAUUCGUUCCAAGUUGUCCUCGCUGCCCGACAGAGCCCAUGAACGCCUCUUCAGAGCGACGGGGUUUAUGGACUCGCGUAUAUUAGCUAAUGAUGUCUAUGGGGUUCGUGCCCGGCAGUCUGAGCGCCUCAGAUCCCUCCAAAUCGGCCUUUCUAGAAUUUGGCCACGGACAUCCGGCACACCAGCAGCUCUCCCCUGGACUCUCUCACAUUUACCCCGUCCAUGGCGCGCAUGCUGCCGCGCAUUCCCAGCACGAAAGUCCUUUUCCCGGCAGCGCGUCGUAUGGCCGCUCCCUGGGCUACGCCUACCCCGCCGCGGCGAACACUUAUCCCCAGUCUGCGUACAUGUCCUACCAGCACAGCAAUCACAGCAACAGCAGCAGUCUGGCCCACAGCAGAUUAGAGCACACAGACCGCGACAAGUCCACGGCCAUCGAGAGCCGGGACGUUCGUCUCAAUGGCAAGGGGAAGAAGAUCCGGAAGCCUCGGACCAUCUACUCCAGUCUGCAGCUGCAGGCUCUGCACCAGCGCUUCCAGCAGACCCAGUACCUGGCCUUACCGGAGCGCGCAGACCUGGCGGCCAAACUGGGACUCACCCAGACUCAGGUGAAAAUAUGGUUUCAGAAUAAGCGAUCCAAGUAUAAAAAGAUCAUAAAGCGAGGCAGCGGAUCCGAGGGCGAACAUCUCCACAGCACCAGCUCCGUGUCCCCCUGCUCACCCGGGAUGCCCCCGCGUUGGGAGGUCUCCGUGGCCAACAAAGGAGCCCAAAUGCACCCAAACAAUUACAUGACCUUCGGCCACUGGUAUCCCAACCACCUCCACCAGGACGCGAUGCCCAGGCCUCAGAUGAUGUGAGUGGAUUGAGAUGCAGCCCACGGGGCUCGGCUCCAAUGAACUUGCUGGUUUGCUCUCGAGGCCGUCUCUUUAGAAAAUGUACUGAAUUGUGUUCAAAUGUGUGUUUUUAAGAUACCGUGUUCAUAUUAUUUGUGUUCUGUGUGCGUUUUGAAUACAAUUUUUACAGCAGAAAUAUUCGACAAGGCGUCAAAUAUAUUUUUUCGAUUUGUUUUCACUGCAACUUCUCACUUCCUUGGAGUGAGUGCAGAUUACCAAGAGACUCUGCAUUUUUGUUAAAGCAUUUAAAAUGAUUGUGUGCAUGGAUCUACGUGUUUAGGAAAUGAGUUUCAGCUGCAUGGUCCACAUGCUGUGAGCAUUAUGCUAAUAAAUGGCUGUUGGAUGGAUA
Molecule: messenger RNA, 1376 nt
Organism: Pseudoliparis swirei
Lineage: Eukaryota; Metazoa; Chordata; Actinopteri; Perciformes; Liparidae
Gene: dlx4b
Product: distal-less homeobox 4b
Exons: 3
Coding region: 227-991 (254 amino acids)
Biological process (GO): embryo development; negative regulation of transcription by RNA polymerase II; cell differentiation
Molecular function (GO): RNA polymerase II cis-regulatory region sequence-specific DNA binding; DNA-binding transcription factor activity, RNA polymerase II-specific
Source: RefSeq, a predicted model, not a curated record